AAAGGAAACUUCUGGGAAACCGAAAGUACUGCAGAAGGGGUGGGCAGGCCAACCACCCUCCAGCCACCCCACCGCUGGGCUCCCGUGAGCAGCAUGAACCAGUCUUCCCACUCCAUCCUGAUGUACCCCAGUGCCGGGCGCCCCACACACUAUGAGAAGCUCCAGGAGGAGCAUGAGGUGGCCGUGCUGGGGGUCCCGCACGGCCCGGCUCCUGUGACAACCACCGUGAUCAACAUGCCCAGCGAGAUCUCGGUGCCCGACCAUGUGGUCUGGUCCCUGUUCAACACGCUCUUCAUGAACUUCUGCUGCCUGGGCUUCAUAGCCUUCGCCUACUCCAUAAAGUCUAGGGACAGGAAGAUGGUGGGUGACAUCACUGGGGCCCAGGCCUUCGCCUCCACUGCCAAGUGCCUGAACAUCUGGGCCCUGAUCUUCAACAUCCUUCUGACCAUCGGCUCCAUCGUUGUUUUCAUCAUUUUCUUGUUGUCGGUCUUCUAGGCCAUUUCACAGAUGAAGAAUCUUGAGGGCUUCUAGUCUGGCCAUGUCCCUGACCCUCCCGAGCUGGCCCUGCACCUGGCCUGAGGCCUGCCCCCUGCACCCACACCACCUGAAGCAUUUAUACUCACACAUCUGUCCACAGUGGGAGUCAAUAAAGUGCAUUUCCAUUCUCUUCAAA
This is a messenger RNA of Sciurus carolinensis (gray squirrel), 673 nucleotides long. Its product is annotated as interferon-induced transmembrane protein 1-like. The transcript has 2 exons. The coding region runs from base 94 to 495 and encodes 133 amino acids. Gene Ontology annotation, biological process: response to interferon-beta; negative regulation of viral genome replication; response to type II interferon. NCBI's taxonomy places the organism in Eukaryota, Metazoa, Chordata, Mammalia, Rodentia, Sciuridae. The record is from RefSeq and is a predicted model, not a curated record. Gene Ontology annotation, cellular component: plasma membrane.